Molecule: messenger RNA, 2061 nt
Organism: Trichomonas vaginalis G3
Lineage: Eukaryota; Parabasalia; Trichomonadida; Trichomonadidae
Exons: 1
Coding region: 1-2061 (686 amino acids)
Source: RefSeq, a predicted model, not a curated record
AUGGAAGAAGAACUUGAACUCUACCACUUUCUUAAAAAACACGUUCCUCAAACAUCGAAUGAAUCUAUAGUUGAAUUUAUGGAGAAUGUUGAAGCAAAAAGGGAAAAAUUAGUUAGAAUUCAUCGAAUAAUUACCAUUUCUCCUUUUCUUACAUCUAAAAUCUCAUUCGAAGGACUUAUUCCACAACUCCAUUAUCUUCCAUCAUUCAUUUUCCGUCCACAAGAAGUAAUUCCGCCUAAAAUUUCCCCUCAAAUUUUACAACAAGUCGCACAACUAUACCAAAUGGUUCAACAAGAUGCAUCAAACUUAUUUCAAGCAGUUCUUAAGCUAAAAGGAACAACUUCUUUUUAUUUUUUAAUUCAAUCUUCAAUUCCAUCAAUAUACGGUUUCUUCUCUUCGAAAGAGCACAUUCAACUUGCAUUCCCCUUCUAUGUUAAUGCCGUUUCGAUCGAAGACAAAUCAAUCGCAACAGAAAUUUUACUUCCAUUUUUCAGAACUCCAUGCAUGUAUAGAUUUUACGAAAGCUCAGUUUUCUCACUUUCAGAGAGAAUGCGCUCAGAAACUAGGUUCAAAAAAGGAAAAUUACCUGAUUCAAUUUUAUUAUACUACCAACAGAUAUUACUACAGGCCAUCGACUCAUCCCUCCCAUUACUUACACAAUCCCACACAACAUUGCUUAAAAUGAUGCUCCAACAAUGGGGAGAAACAGAUUUUAUUAAUUUUUUCAUCAACACAUUACUAUAUGAGUUUUCUGCAACAUGGUUUCAGAAUAAUUCGCUUGAACUACGCAUCCCAAUACUCAGAUCCAUUUUUGAUCUUAUAAUUAACGAUGAAAAAAUCAAAUCCGAAAUUUGCGAGAAAGUUCAAGCGAAUACCUCAAACCUAGAGCUCCCCAAUAACUAUAUAUCAUUUGGCCACCAGUAUAUCCUCAUUCUGACCACCAGCGCCGAUUUUGUCACUGUUUUGAAUGCAUACUCCCAAGUAAAAUCGAUUCCCAUGAGUAUAAUCAACGCCAAAGCAGACAUAACCAACAAUUUCCAUCUCUUCUGGGUAAAAAUUUUCUACCGUAGAAAUAUUCCCCAAAUCCAGAUCAACAGACCCAUUGUUUUCUCCCAAACAUACAAGAUGCCAGAGGGAGCGAGCGACUACGAGAGAAUCUUCCUCCAUCUCGAAUCCCAAACGAAUGAUCCGUACGACCAGCUGAUCAACUCGAAGGAACUAGGUUUUGUGAGCAAUGAUGUACGCGAAUACAUUUUGAGGCGUACGAUAUCGUACCAGGUCUCUCAAUCCCGCAAAUUUGAGAGGAUGAUGGAGUUCCGGCUUUGUUCCAAGCAGCUAGACCGAUGGAUUGAGAUAUCUGAGGCAGGACUCCGCCUAUCCAUCACGCAAAUAGCAGAAAAAGCCGCAAACAUGGCAUUCGAAAGGGGAUAUAAGUACAUGAACUUUGCAUUUCGAAAAGCAUCGACCAUGUUUGACGAGAGGCUUCUCCGGCAGAUGCAGUUCCUUGUUCUAGCACAAAGUUACUUCUCUAAGUACAUCAGCGGCCUGGAAAAGGACAUAAACAAAGUAAACGACUGGUGGUUCAACCUCCUGCAGCAGAAGAACACGGCUCUGGAUGAUAUAUACAUAGAGUUCACCACAAAGUCUGCGAAUGGCCUGUUCUGGGAGUGCGUUGAGGUUUUGCAGACGAUUUCUUUGGAAGAUUUCAAGAUUUCGUUUAGAAAUAUAAUGAGAGUUGUAAGAAAUAUCGACCAAAUUGCUACAACGCACUCACAUGAGAGAGAAAUCAUGAAAACAAGGAGUUUGCUUGAAAAAGCGGUGAUUUUGGGAAAAUCUUUCAAUUUGUUAUCGAUUUACUUGGCCAUUGGACCGAUUUGCAUGGAUAACCAGGCAUUUAAAGACCUCUGCACUGAAGAGGAACAGAGAUACUGGGUUAUUUUCGAGGCUUUGAUUUUCACUUUACUGAACAACGAAACAGAGAUGUACACGAUAAUUUCUAAGGUACAAGAAAAACUUAGAAACAUAGAAAAGGAUGGAGAUGAUUCAAUUGAAGAAAAUUAA